Messenger RNA from Meloidogyne enterolobii, 410 nucleotides. Lineage: Eukaryota; Metazoa; Nematoda; Chromadorea; Rhabditida; Meloidogynidae. The record is from the annotation of a GenBank genome assembly.
AUGCUUAUAAUUGGAAUUGAUAGAAUGUUGGCUAUUUUCUUGCCUAUUUGGUAUUCAACUCGAAGUGAGAAGCAUUACCUAAAAAUAAUUUAUCUUGUUUCAUUAUCAUUCCCUCUGAUCUUUUUGGGAUUUGUCUGCCGCUCUAUUAUACAAGACCCUUUCUUGCAAAUUCAAUGCUUUUUUGCGGAUUUGGUUGGUAUUGAUGGCCAGAGCUUUUUACAGACGGGCCAACUUGUAUUAAUUUGCUUGACCUUGCUUUGCUAUAUUUUAAUGUUUUUUAAAUUGUUAUAUGACCAGCUGAAAGGGAAAAGUAAUUAAAUAUUUCCUAAUAAUGUACAGCCGGAUCUCAUUAUAAGAGACCCAGAAUAUUUUUCUAAUUAAAUCGGCUCCAUGAGCAUGGAAAGAGAUCC